UGGGACGGACACACGUGACCGGCUCCGUGUCCAAUAUGGCGGCCCCCAUUGGUCGCAGACUUCUCCGCAUUCUCGCGUUGCUGGGGCUCGUCUGGGAGGUUUUGGGCAAAGUCGGCGUGGGGCCCUCCCGCGACGACGACAUACUGCUGCCCUAUGCUCACCGGCACGCGCGUUCCGCCGGGGACGGCGCCCGGGUGCACGCUGCCCUCCGCGAGCACGAGAGCUGGCCGGCGACCCCCGGCGCCCGCGGCCCGACCGUGCACACCUUCGUGUCAUACUUCGGGGACCGCGUGGCGACCGGCCACCUGACGCGGGCAGGCCACCCCCUGCGCACCUUCUCGGUGCUGGAGCCCGGCGGGCCCGGCGGCUGCGCGGCCCGGCGCCGCGUCACGGUGGAGGACACGGCGCGAGUGGUUGGCUGCAGCGUCGCGCAGAACGGCGGCUUCUUCCGCAUGACGACCGGAGAGUGUCUGGGGGACGUGGUGAGCCACGGCCGGCGGGUCAGCAGCGCCGGGGGGCUGCGCAACGCGGGCUUCGGGGUCCGCCGCGACGGGACCUUGGUCACCGGGUACCUGUCGGAAGAGGAGGUGCUGGACACUGAGAAUCCCUUUGUGCAUUUGCUGAGUGGGGUGGUGUGGCUGAUUCGCAAUGGAAGUGUCUACAUCAACGAGAGCCUGGCCAUGGAGAGCGAUGAGACUCAGGAGACCGGCUCCUUCACCAAGUUUGUGAACGUGCUGUCGGCCAGGACGGCUCUGGGCCACGACCGAGAGGGGCAGUUGGUGCUCUUCCAAGUGGACGGGCAGACGGAGCAUCGGGGCCUCAACCUGUGGGAGAUGGCGGAUUUCCUGCUGAAGCAGGGCGUGAUCAACGCCAUCAACCUGGAUGGAGGGGGCUCUGCCACCUUCGUGCUCAACGGCUCCCUGGCCAGCUACCCGUCAGACCACUGCCAAGACAGCAUGUGGCGCUGUCCCCGCCAAGUGUCCACCGUGGUGUGUGUGCACGAGCCCCGCUGCCAGCCCCCUGACUGCAACAGCCACGGGACCUGUGAAGGGGGGCUCUGCCGGUGCACGGGGAGUUUCUGGAGGGGCCCCGCCUGUGACGAGCUAGACUGCGGCCCCUCCAACUGCAGUGGCCAUGGGCUGUGCACCGAGGCCGGCUGUCACUGUGAGGCUGGAUGGACCGGUUCAAACUGCAGCGAAGUAUGCACCAAUCACACCUUCGGGAAGGACUGUGCCCAGAAGUGCCUGUGUCAGAACGGAGCUGCCUGUGACCCCAUCCGGGGUACCUGCUCCUGCCCCCCCGGCUUCACUGGAGACACCUGUGCCCAGGAGUGUCCCCUUGGCUGGCACGGCCCUAGUUGCCGGCAGCCUUGCUCCUGUGAGCACCAGUGUCCCUGUGACCCUCGCACAGGUAACUGCAGCCUCUCAGGGGCACCCGCCCUGAACAGCUUGCUCUCCCAAGUGAAGCAGUGUCUGCGGCCCCCCGAGGGUACCCUGCGGACAGGAGAGCUCUCCCUUCUCCCGGGGCUCAGCUGGCUGGCCCUCACGCUGUCCUUGGUCUUCCUCCUGCUGCUCAGUUUGGUGGCCAACGUGUGCUUGGUCUUGGGCUUGAGAGCUGAGCGCCGGCGACACCUGGAUGGCGACUACGUCUACCACCCACUACAGGAGAUGAACGGGGACCUCCUGGCCGGGGACAAGGAACAGACGGCCAGCGCCCGCAGCCCCUUCAAGGACUGAGGCCCCGCCACCCACACGGCCCAUUCUGACGAUUGGGCCUGGUGUGGUCUGGCCCCAGUAGGGGAAUGUCCUCUGAGAGGCCAUGUGGCGGACAGCCCUGGGCCUCAGCCAAGCUUCUAAUGACACAGUGCCUCUGCCCCUGCCUGGGUCUGGGCCCUCACCUGGCGACCUGCUGUGGCUGUAGCCAGUACCGUUCUGGCAAUACCAAGCCUGCCUGCACCUGCUGCCUGCAAGGCCUGUCCCGGGACCCGCCACACUGCCAAAGGGCCUCCAGCCUCCUGGGAUUGGUACCACGGCAACUGAGAAUGAAGCUUCCCAGGACGGAGUCUGUCCCCCCUCCAGGGGUGUGGUGGUUUAGAGAUGACAGCCAUGUCUGGGACCUUUUCCUGUAGACCUCAUCACUGAGUUUGCCUGCUAGAAUUCUGUUUCCUGGCCUGGGAAGGGCCUAGAAGGGACAGGAUGCAAUCAUGUUUACAAGCUACCCCUCCCUCUCUCUACCCUCCCGCCCUCCCUUUUUCUGUUGCGUGGGCUUGCUGCUCCAGGGCUGGCCUUUUGUGAUAGAAAAGGGAGAGGGCUGGUGAAAUAGCUCACUUGGGUAGUGUGACACAAGUUUGAGUCUGGUCCCCACCGCAGUCAGUGCUGCGGUGCCUGACUGUGUCUGUGUCUCUCUUGCCUCUAUCUGAAAAUAAGAAAAGAAGGAAGAAGAAGAGACAGCACAGCACUGCAGCUUCUGCCAGUGGCACAGUACUCCCGUGUGCGGUCCUAGGAUCCCAGCUGGAACCUGGGUCCUAUUCCUGUCAAAGCAGGUACCCUCCCACAUGAACUGUCUCACCAGUCCCAGUGUUUACAAGCUUUCUGCCUUAUCAAUCUGAAAUUAAUGAGAAUUUUUCUACCAUUUGAAUAAUAAAUUGAUAUAAUAAAAACCCCAUGUUGUUUAAGA
Molecule: messenger RNA, 2676 nt
Organism: Erinaceus europaeus (western European hedgehog)
Lineage: Eukaryota; Metazoa; Chordata; Mammalia; Eulipotyphla; Erinaceidae
Gene: NAGPA
Product: N-acetylglucosamine-1-phosphodiester alpha-N-acetylglucosaminidase
Exons: 11
Coding region: 36-1736 (566 amino acids)
Source: RefSeq, a predicted model, not a curated record